UUGUUGAUCACGUUCUGUUCGCGAGAUUUUUUUAACCUUCACCUUAAAGGUUAAACAUGGCGGGCGAAAAGGGGACUAAAUUGGAUAUUGUUUCCAAGGUAUGGCCUGUCGCCAUACAAAAGGCAAAAUGCGAGUCACCAAAAAAGUCUUCAGAUGAGCUGAUGAUUAAAAGAGCUGACAGUGAAGAACUGAGACAUGUUUUUGAGAAGUAUGCCUCCCAAGUUGUUCAAGGAGAGAAGUAUAUGUCCUAUUCUGAGUUUGUGCUGAACUACCUUCAAUUGUUGGAUGCUGACAAGUAUGAUGAAUAUACUCACAAAGUGUUUGCUUCAUGUGUGGACACAUCAAGAGAUGGACUUAUCUCUUUCUCCGAGUUUCAAGGUUUUGAGGCCCUACUCUGUGCCCCUGACGCCAUGUAUGCACUUGCUUUCCAGAUUUUCGACCGAAAUGGAAAUGGUUACAUCACAUAUGAUGAGUUUCAAGAUAUAAUAAAGCACACAACACUUCAUCAGUUUAUUCCAUUUGACUUUGACAGCGAAUUCAUCAAGCUUCAUUUUGGCAAAGACAAAUCUAGAAAAGUGACUUACACAGACUUCACUCAGCUAAUUCAUGACUUUCAUGAGGAACAUGCAUGGCAAGCCUUUCGGAGACGUGACAAAAACAACUGUGGUUAUAUUUCUGCUAAAGACUUUGAAGAGAUUCUACUGUGUCUGAAGUCAUAUCUUCUGAGUCCAUUUGUCAAGGAAAACAUUGUUUCAGUUAUACUUGGAGAAGGACACCAGAGACAGAUCAGUUAUGCUUACUACACUGCCUUCAUCUCAUUACUCAACAACAUGGAGCUCUGUAAGAGGAUAUACUUGAGUGCCACACGAAGAGAUGAGACCCAGCCUUUGUCUAAAGAGGAAUUCCUGUAUCAGUCCCAAGAAUUUUCCCAGAUCACACCACUAGAAGUAGAUAUACUUUACCAACUAGUCUACCUACAGAACCAACAAAGUGGGAUCACAGACAAGUUUGCUCGCAGUAGGCCAUUGUAUAAGCGAGCAGACGUGAAUGUUCAAAUGACAUUUUCUGACUUAAGCAAGUUGUCCCCCAUGGAAGACAGAGAGACUCCCUUCAAAAUACAGUUACAGAUAGCAGAGCAAAAACUUCGACUGGAACAAGGACAAACAAAGAGGACUGUAUUUCUCCAAGCAGCUGAAAGUGCCUACAGGUUUGCAUUGGGUGCACUUGCUGGAGCCACUGGGGCCACAGCAGUGUAUCCAAUUGAUCUUGUUAAAACUAGACUACAAAAUCAAAGAUCUACUUCCUUUGUUGGAGAGCUGAUGUAUAAAAACAGUUUUGAUUGUUUUAGAAAAGUUAUACGUCACGAGGGAGUACUAGGUCUGUACCGAGGGCUGGCCCCUCAACUUGUGGGUGUGGCUCCGGAGAAAGCCAUCAAGUUAACUAUGAAUGAUCUGAUGAGGGAUAAGUUGUUACAGAAGGAUGGAACCUUACCACUUUGGGCUGAGAUGGUUGCUGGUGGCACAGCUGGUGCUUCACAAGUUGUUUUUACCAAUCCUUUAGAAAUUGUGAAAAUCCGUCUUCAAGUAGCUGGUGAGAUAGUGGGCAAAGCUCGUGUCAGUGCUAUCAGUGUGAUUAAAGAGUUAGGAUUUUUUGGUCUUUAUAAGGGCUCUAAAGCUUGUUUCCUUCGAGACAUCCCUUUCAGUGCCAUCUACUUCCCUGCCUACGCUCACAACAAAAAAUACUUUGCUGAUGAGAAUGGUUACAACUCUCCCGGCAGUUUGUUGUUGUCUGCCACUUUAGCAGGUAUGCCAGCUGCUUUCUUCCCUACCCCCGCUGAUGUGAUAAAAACCAGAUUACAGGUCCAGGCACGCAAAGGGCAGACAACAUAUAAAGGUGUGAUAGAUUGUGCUAGGAAAAUAUACGCUGAGGAAGGCAUGGGUGCCUUUUGGAAAGGCGGGCCUGCUCGUGUGUUCCGGUCUUCCCCUCAGUUUGGUGUAACACUGCUGACUUACGAGUUAUUGCAGAGGUUGUUUUAUGUGGACUUUGGUGGAAGUCGCCCUGAAGGUUCAGAGGCCAAGUCUGUCCACUUGCAAGAUGUCUUAUCACGCAACCCUGACCACAUAGGUGGAUACCGCAUGGCCCUGGCCACUUUUGACGGCAUAGAGACUAAGUUUGGAUUAAUGUUACCCAAAUUCAGACCAUCGACCCCAUCAGCGGAAGCUGCACAGUAAUGAUUUAAAUCCCACCAGCUUUCAUGUAUAGACACUCUCUGACAGUAGAGGCCGUUUGAGUUUGUUGUGACUUUGUUCUUGUACUGAGAGACGGUGUUAGUUAGACCCUUUCCAAAGACAUUUAACGUAAGAUCUGAUAGCACAAUAAACAUUUAGUUCUAUUUCUACACGAGCGUACAUCAAGUGCUAGCUGUGUGUUAUCAUCUUGUGAAACCUCCAUCCUUUGUACAUCGUUGGUCUUGUGUAGUGACCACAUUCACAAUGUUUGUAUUUAUUCAUGCACAUUUGUAGAAAUGUUUUUGAACUGUGUAUUGAAAAGGCCAAGGACAGAAUUUGACAGAAAACAAAAAAAUAAAUGUGACUUGAAAUGUUUUUAAAAAAAAAAAAAAAAAAGAAAAGUUUCACCCCCAAAAAAAUAUGAUGAAACAAAAAAAGAAAGAAAGAAAGAAACAGAAGCGAGAGUGUGAAGAAGAAUAAAAAUUAAUUUAUGUUGUCAGGUGGAUGUUUAAGCUUUGUUAUUUAUGGAUCGAUUGGAUGAUGGUGUGUGAUCUACUGCAGUGGAUGAGUGUUAUUUUGUAUAUAUCCAAUAUAAUUGAAAUUUUGUUUUAAAUUGUGCAGUAGGGUUCAAGUAAGUUGUGCAUAACUUUUACUCAGAAUAACAAAUUUAUUGCGGUAUGAAAGUUGUUUUAUUACUUUUUUUUGUUUUUGUAGUUCUAUAUCAGUUUAAUUUAUAGUGUGUGUAUGUGUGAAUAAUUAGUACUUACUCUACAUUUAGAAUACAAGUAGUAUCUAAAUUAAAAAGGAAAGCUUUGAUAAUUAUAGUGCUAGCCUAGUCUCAUAUUAUGUUUCAUUUUAGCUUGUAUUAUCUCAUUAGCUGUGAAGUGUUACAGCUCUAGACGCAAUGAUGCAAAAAUAUUUCUUUCUCAUUGAAUGACUGGUCAAUUUUUUUGUUGAAUUGCUCCUUUCUUUAAUUUGUUCUUCAUUUUUCUGUAUUUUGUUCUGCUGUGCACUGUGGCCUAUCACAACCUUGACACUGACCUCUCUCCUUGUCUGUUGGAUGUAUGUGAACAAUGAUAAAUGGAAGACUCCUGACAAUGUUUCUGUUUCUAUCCCAAAGAAAAUCAACAUUUUUAAGGAGUUAAUAAACGAUUUCUUCAGAGUUCUGUUUCAAUCUCUGUUGCUGUUUUUUAAAUAUCUAUAUUCAUGUCAACAAAGAAUAUUAUACUUAGUAAAUUUGAGUAUAUGUUUUUUCUUUUUAAACUUUUGGAGGUUGGAUGUUUAUGUUGUUGUUUUUUUUAUGUUGAAUAAAAGGUUGCAACUCCAUCUGAUCUCAAUUUGUUACUGCUAAUUUGAUUUCAUAAGCCAUUAGUCUAUAAAGUCUCAUUCUUUAUAGCUUUUGGAGUGGCUUGAUUGAUUGUAGAUCUUUUGAUACACAAGCAAUAAGAGAUUACCUUUUGAAGUGUUCGUUGAUGGCAACUGACCAAAACAUUGUUGGUAAAGAAAUGACUUGAGAUUCUUCAUCCCAAUUUUUUAUUCUGGUAGAUUAGAAAUUUAUCUUUUGGUAGAGUCAUUUUCCUUUUGUCUCGUUUCUUUGUUGUCAUACUUGACCCUAUUUUGUCUUAUGCCAUGAAAAAUCAUCAAAAAGUUUUGUGUUCUGUCAGACAAUGUAGAUGAGUUUGAAGUCAGGUGUUCAUAUUCAUAAUUAGGAAUGAUUUUCUAAAUACUCACUGUUUUAUGUUCUUAAAACAUGCACAGCAGUGAUAGCACAUAUGCCCUAAAAUCUUGUGUGCCUACAAUAGCUGUAGUAACUUUGUGUGUUGAUGACUUCUGUAUUACAAAAACCCAGACCCAACUAUUGGACUGUGACAACCAACUAUUACACACAUCAAGCGAAGUCGCUGAUAUGAGAUUACAAUUUUUUCUUUUUUUUUUUUUUUGGUCUCUUUUUGUGAUUCUUUUAUUAAUGUGAAGGAAUAAUUUUGUUGCUUAUAAAAACUUGUACAUUGUGUCUAAAGGGGUAAACGUAAAGAAUAAAUGAUUGUAGCAAAGGAACAUUGUACUCCACAAUGAUGAGAAAUGAGGUACAGUACCAGCUAGAUAGAAACCAACAACAAAAAAAAAACAUCGCUGUUAUUUAGCUGUAUCUGUUCAUAGUACAAGAGAUGUUUAGGAAAGGAGGAAAGUGUCCUAUAUUUUUGUUUUCCUCAUAUAGAAAUCACAAACAGUUGUCUAUUGAAUGAUUAUAAGACACACACUGUCGAUAUCUUUUUUUAGACUAAUUUAUUGGGAGUUUUCUAAAACCAUAUCAUGGUAUUGAUGCUUUCAAGUAUGUGAGAUAGCUUGCUUGCUAGUGGUGCUUAAGAUUCUGUUGCAUUGGAAUGUUAAGAAAUAGCAUUACAUUAUGACAUAGCAGAAUUAUAUGCAGUUUUGUUUUUUUCUAAACUUUGUACAUCAAUCUACAGUGUUGGAAAACUUUUCAGAGUCUUUAUACAUGUAUUUGUUUUCCUUUGAGACCGUUACAUGCAUUGAUAAUGUUUGUCCAUUUGUGCUCCUUUUAGUAGGUAUCACUUUUUAUAAGCUUAUAUAAUUGCAUUCUAGGAAAGUAUGUAACAAAAUAUUUUUUUUAUAUCUAUGAAAGAUUUGUUGAUUAUUUUAAAAGUGGCUAUUGGAUGAAUGACUCUGUAGACGAUAGGAGUUUUUAAGGUGCUUCAAGCUGUUGUUCUUUAUUUACUGACAAUUUUGUCUAAUUAUGAAAUAUUAUUGUGGUAUUUUUAGGCAUAGGCAAAUGGGCACAUGAAGACCAUGCUUGAGGCAUCUGAAAACUAAGAACAGCACUUAACAGUAAAUCUAAUGUUACAAGCCCCCAUAAAAAAACAUUUCUCUCAUGAACAAUUUAGGUAUAUCAACAGAUGAUUACAAUAUUAGUUCAGUGAAAAUAAUGUGAAGGUUUUUAUUUGUCUAAGUUUCAAAUAGAACCUAGUGAUCAGUCCUUGUAUACUUAUGUUUGGUGGGGGAUCUCAUUUAUAGUUAAGACAGCAAAUGAAGCUUGUGAAGUUUGUUGGAAGUGGGUACCUUGGACAUGUUUUUUUAAUGAACUUGUGAUAAAAAUGUUAUUGAGAAUGUGCAAAGUAAGGGAAGUAAUCAUGCAAUGACUUGUUCGAAAGUAUCUUUAGGUAAUGAUUUUUUCCUUUGUCUAAUGCUCCCUGAGGGCAAAGGGUUGAAAUGAUUUUGAUCCAGCCAAAGACAUUGCUGUUGAUUGUUUAGCCAGACUAUUUGGACAUGUGACAGGAGACAUACACUUUGUAGACUUGAGUUGUGAGAGGUGAUGUGUGAAUGAUUGGUUCCUGUUCCAUCUGAUGAUACAAAGCAUCGUUAUAUAUUAUUGACAAAUAAAGUGAAGAAGACUUAUAUUAAUA
Molecule: messenger RNA, 5647 nt
Organism: Biomphalaria glabrata
Lineage: Eukaryota; Metazoa; Mollusca; Gastropoda; Planorbidae
Product: electrogenic aspartate/glutamate antiporter SLC25A13, mitochondrial-like
Exons: 20
Coding region: 57-2231 (724 amino acids)
Biological process (GO): L-glutamate transmembrane transport; aspartate transmembrane transport; malate-aspartate shuttle
Molecular function (GO): calcium ion binding; L-glutamate transmembrane transporter activity; L-aspartate transmembrane transporter activity
Source: RefSeq, a predicted model, not a curated record